GUUCCGCUCCGGCCCCCGCGGCCAGGGAAGAAGCUAGAGCGGCUGUGGGUGCGAUGGGCCCCGGGCUGGUGGAUUGCCACUGCCACCUCUCUGCCCCCGACUUUGCCGGCGAUCUGGAUGAUGUGUUGGAGAAAGCCAAGAAGGCCAACAUUAUAGCCCUUGUGGCAGUUGCUGAGCAUCCAGGAGAAUUUGAAAGGAUUAUGCAGCUUUCAGAAAGGUAUGCUGGGUUCAUCCUGCCAUGUUUGGGUGUUCACCCAAUUCAAGGACUUUCACCAGAAAACCAAAGAAGUGUGACAUUAAAGGAUUUGGAUGUGGCUUUGCCUAUUAUCGAGAAUUACAAGGAUCGGUUGUUGGCAAUUGGAGAGGUCGGGCUAGAUUUUUCCCCCAGAUUUGCGGGCACUGAUGAGCAGAAGGAAGAGCAGAGACAAGUCCUGAUCAGACAGGUCCAGUUAGCCAGAAGGCUGGGUUUGCCUUUAAAUGUCCACUCACGCUCAGCUGGAAGGCCGACCAUCAGCCUCUUACGUGAACACGGUGCUGACCAGGUAUUACUGCAUGCAUUUGAUGGUCGGCCAUCUGUAGCCAUGGAAGGAGUAAGAGCUGGGUACUUCUUCUCAAUUCCCCCAUCCAUCAUACGAAGUGGACAGAAGCAGAAACUUGUGAAACAGUUGCCUUUGACUUCUAUCUGCUUAGAAACAGAUUCACCUGCACUAGGACCAGAAAAACAGACACGGAAUGAGCCCUGCAACAUUGCCAUUUCAGCAGAAUAUAUUGCCCAAGUGAAAGGGAUCCCAGUGGAAGAAGUCAUAGAAGUGACGACAGAGAACGUGUUGAAACUGUUUCCCAGGCUUCGGUGCCUGCUCCAGAAAGAGCUUCAAACCACCCGCUGCAAAACCUAGUCACCUACAGGGGCAGUACUUAGGAAAAGCAAAUGUUUAGAUUAAGGAUCUGAAGAAGUUGUUUUAUAGGGAUAGCAGUUACAGUUUUAAAGAAAAUUUUUUCCCUCCCUCCCUCCCUCCCCGGCUUUGCUGUAGCCCAGCUGGCCUGGAGUUCACUAUGUAGACCAAGCUGGCUUCAUUCUCACAGAGAUUGGCCUUCCUCUACCUCCCAAGGGCUGGGAUUAAAGGCGUGUACUACCACUCUGGACUGGAAAUAUUCUAAAAGCAAAAUUUGACUUGGAUCCUGAAACCCUGGGCUUGCUCUAACUCUAAGCUUGGCUACUCCCAAUUAGUCAAGUCCUGGAGGAGCCUUGCUGUUUCUUAUCUCAUGCCAAGCAGGGCACCAGACAUCUGAAGGCAGCGCUUGUGGGCAGGGCCUCCCCCUAGUAGGACAGGUCCAUUCCUGUGGAGACAGGAGUGGGCCAAAGGCUCAUUCCUCAGCACUGUUUCACCAGUGAAGAUCUGACUCAGAUCCUCAUGCUUGUGAAGCAAGCACGUCACCGACUGAGCCAUCUCUCCAGGUCCCUAUAGUGCUUCUUAAACCUCAUUGUCUAUUAAGUCAUCUAAAGAUAUUAGAGUCUGGUGUAGAGGGUCUGUAUUUCCAAAGAUGCUCAGAUGCUGCUGGCAUUGCUGGUCCUUGAACCACAGCAAGACAAGAGCGAGGGCUUGAAUUGAUGAGAAGGAAAAGAAACUGGUCAGGCAGUUUAGGGGCACAAUUCUUUUUGAUAACCAGCUUGGUCCUGGCCAGACCUGGAAUGUCCUUAGGUCCAUUGGUUGUUCUGUCCUGAUUGGGAGCCGGAAAUACCAAAAAUGUUUAGAGGUUCUGUUUUGUGCUCUAGUUUCUUGUUUUUAUCUCUUUUCUCCAUUUACACAGCAACUUGAAUGAGCAUGCUGGGAAGCCGUGCAUGAUCAGGUGCUUCAUUGGCCCUUGAACCUGGACCUGAAACUCCCCAAGAGAGUUCAUGGAUACCUUGUCAGUGGGAUGGCUGCACUACCAGCUCACCUCCAUGUCCCAACCCAGUGGAGCCUUGACCCCUGGUGGCAGCCUAUCCCUGGGACCUGCUCUUGCUUCCUUUCUCUUAAGCUCUCAGCUAUAAUAAAACUCUUUUCUGAAAGCCA
Messenger RNA from Nannospalax galili (Upper Galilee mountains blind mole rat), 2054 nucleotides. It is a transcript of the gene Tatdn3, whose product is annotated as TatD DNase domain containing 3. Gene Ontology annotation, molecular function: hydrolase activity, acting on ester bonds. The coding region runs from base 54 to 896 and encodes 280 amino acids. The record is from RefSeq and is a predicted model, not a curated record. Lineage: Eukaryota; Metazoa; Chordata; Mammalia; Rodentia; Spalacidae. The transcript has 10 exons.